CCCUGAUCGACAGAGAUGCAAACCCCGCAUUUGUCCUACUUGCUUACCUAUUCCCCUCGAUUUACCUAGCGAACCAAAGAAUGUUUUCCUCGUAUCCGUUUGUCUCUCUCAUCUCACCUACUACAGAGGCCUGGAGAAAGUGUCGAACUUAUUACAUGUGACCAACGCUCGUCAACACAACGAACAGCAAUCUUUCGACAAGAGAGACAGCAGAAAGUUAUAGACGAGAGGAGGGAAAAGGAAAAAGAAAGAAAGGAGAAGAAAGCACAACACAACAUGACCGCAAAGAAGGAAAAUACCCUCAGACUAGAGGAGGCGACAUUAGACGACGUCCCCGCGCUGACGGAGACGUGGUUCGCGGCGUUUGCCGGCGACGAGGUGAUAUCCCGCCUCUGGCCCGAUACCCCCGGCGUGAGGGCGUGGUGGGGCGAGGCGAAUGGCGGGGAUAUGGCGGCGAAGCCGUUUCAGCGGUUCGUCAAGGUCGUUGAUGUGAGCGGCGUUGCUACCGUGACCGGGACGGAGGCGGCGGAGGGAACGGACGAGGGAGGGGAAAAAGGAGGCAGACCGAGGAUCGCGGCGUGGGCCAAGUGGGAUACGAGUGUGCCGGCCGAGAGGGGCCGGCGGUAUUCUCCUUGGGCGGGGGAUAUGCCUUCCGAGGUGUGUGAUUUGUUUUUUGCUAGGGAGGAGGCGGAGAGGGGGCGAGUUAUGGGUGAUGAGAGGCAUUAUUAUCUCGACACGCUUGUAACGCAUCCGGACUACCAGCGGCGGGGCGCGGCGUCCAUGUUGCUCGCGUGGGGGUGUGCGCUUGCGGAUGAGCAUGGGGUCGCGGCGUAUGUUGAUGCUAGUAAGGCGGGCAAGGGGCUGUAUGAGAGGUUUGGUUUUGUGGAUGAGAGUUUGGAGGGGGAUGGGGACGUUGCGUCUAUGGUGAGGCGGAGGCGAUGA
Molecule: messenger RNA, 942 nt
Organism: Colletotrichum scovillei
Lineage: Eukaryota; Fungi; Ascomycota; Sordariomycetes; Glomerellales; Glomerellaceae
Product: acetyltransferase
Exons: 2
Coding region: 277-942 (221 amino acids)
Molecular function (GO): acyltransferase activity, transferring groups other than amino-acyl groups
Source: RefSeq, a predicted model, not a curated record